GUAGGUCAUAAGAGCGAAGCAGUUAGUAAUAUGUUUCUUUGAAAAAUUCAUUAUUUUUUUAAUUAAUAUUGAGUUACAACGAUAACGUAUAGCGGAUAAACAGCAUUCCCGCGGGUUGUCCGGUGAUAUCUGCAAAGCAGGUGUGGCAUGUCCAGGCGCAGCCGGAACAGUCGAGCGUGGCGCAGCGUGUGGAGCGGGAUUCGGCGGGAUGCUGAUGCAAAGACACUGGUGCUGCCCUCGGAGAACGAUGAAUGGGGUUGUGACCGCCUACAGUACAGUGACUCAGAUUCAGAGGCAGAGUAUCCAGGGAUAGUACCUUCAGUGCCAAGUGCGGUUCCAGUAACCGGAGAGUCGUACUGUGGAUGUGAUUUGGAGAUGGAAUCGAGUUAUGACCCACGUCUACGCAGUUACGCGCGGCUGCGAGACUGCCACUGUGGUGAAGAUGACCAAGAAUUUGACUGGGUGUGGGACGAGGGAAGUCGGUCGGCAGCCACGCUGCUGAGCUGUGAGAACAGGAAGGUGAGCUUCCACUCAGAGUACAGCUGCGGCACGGCGGCCAUCCGCGGCUCCAAGGAGCUCUCAGACGGACAGCACUUCUGGGAGAUUAAAAUGACCUCGCCGGUCUACGGGACAGACAUGAUGGUAGGAAUUGGCACAUCAGAUGUCAAUCUGGACAAAUACCGACAUAAGUUCUGCAGUUUACUGGGAAAAGAUGAAGACAGCUGGGGCUUGUCAUAUACAGGGUUGUUGCAUCAUAACGGUGACAAAGUAAGUUUCUCAUCACGAUUUGGUCAAGGUUCCAUCAUCGGGGUUCACUUGGACACCUGGCACGGAACUCUCACCUUCUUUAAAAAUCGCAAAUGCAUCGGUGUAGCUGCUACAGAGCUGCAGAACAAACAUGUGUACCCCAUGGCAUGUUCCACAGCAGCCAAAAGCAGCAUGAAGGUGAUCCGCUCAGUCUCCGCCCCCACCUCACUCCAGUACCUCUGCUGCUUUCGUCUGCGGAAGCUCCUCCCUUCAGGAGCCGACGCCCUCAGAGUGCUGCCCCUCCCACCAGGACUCAGGCAUCUCUUACAUUCCAAACUUGGCUGGGUGCUAAGCUUGGACCACUCGCAUACGCAUACAAACUCGAACACGCACACAUUAGCCGGGCCCUCUUCAGGCAGCGAAUCGGACGGCUGCGCUUCAGACCCUGAGGCCUGCCAGAGGAAACGCUGCCGCUGGACCUGAGGCGAACACACACGUACCUACAUACACACGCUUACGUUUAAAACAUUGUCAAGUCUUUUCAGUUUCAGAUCUACUUACAGUGGACUGGGAGAAAAAAUAACAUUAUUAAGAUGUUAACGUAUCUGACUUAACAAGAAGUCGCUCCACAUUAAGGUUAUAUUUGAUUUUAAUUUCUGUGGGACUGUUAAAAUUGCAUUUUACUGUGCGGAUCAUAGUAAAAAAAAUAUGUUAAAUUCAAUACUUUUCUGUAUGUACAGAUCAUGUAAAAGACAGGCACAUGCAGUCUGAUGCAUCACGUCUAAACCGUGAACUGUUUUUAUACUUCAUUGCAUAGUGCUGAUUGUCACUUUCUCUUCUGUCCCUGCUGUCUCUUUCAGGGUUUCGGAACUUCAUUUGCCACACGUUUCAAUGUUAUAUAGAUUCUCAGUAUUAUCUUUACCUAUAACCUUCAGCACUGUGCCCUUGUCUACCUGUACUUCAGCAUAGCUUAUAUCCAGACAAGUGGAGUGAGUACAAUGGACACUCGGAUGAAUAGUUUGGUUUAGUUUUCAGUUACUAUUUGACGUACCAUAUAAGAUGUAAUUCACCAUUCAGGCCUGCAGACCAGGCGACUAGCCUGGAUGCAGAUCUCAUCAGUAUACCAUUGAUGUGAUAAAUCUGACUCUGUAUGCUACCUUUAACUACUUUUUGGAACUUGCUACAUUUGAGAAGUCUGAAAGAGAUCAUAAUAAUGUAUUUUAUGCUGCCAUGCCACCAGACAUACAGGGCUAUCAUUAAAGCUGAAGUGCCAACAUCUGCAGUUUGGCUUUAGUAUUUUUGCAAUUAAUCAGUGCGUUCUCUGUUCAAUUCACACCUGUUUUUAUAACAAGAAACCGACUUGGCUUUGUUUUAUGUUGGUUAAAAAAAAAGCAGCUCUUUUUGUUUGUCUUAAACCAGACAAUGUAGAAUCUAAAGAUGAUUUGUCAGGCCUACAGUACAGUACUGUGCAAAAUUCUUGAGCCACCCCUCAUCUCUUCAUAUUUUGCUUUCAGUGAUCCAGACUUUCUUGUAUUUUUUAUGUCAUCUUGAGGAAUAGUUUUGGCUCUCAUUUUCAAGCAAGUUAAUGUACUUAAGUAGUUUUAGUGGAAUGUUCUUUGUUUGUUAAGCCACACUCAAGCAUAAAAAUUUAACUUGAGAGCGAGUUGGCAGAUGAUUGGUAUACUACUGAUGCUGAAUGCUGGUUUGAACAGAUGAGAGAAAAAUAAGGUUGCCGCUUAGGUUGUUACAUAAUUAAAAAAAUGUAACCAAUUUUUUAAUUGUAUCUUUAGGCACUUUGCAGCCCGUCACAGUGGAUUAUUUGUUCCCAUUUCUUUAAGUUAAUUUAAGUAAAUUAGUUUACCUAAAUAUGAAGAAAUGAGUGUGGCACAGUGACUUAGUGGUUACUGCUUUUGCGUUGCACCUCCAGGGUCAAGGGUUUUAUUUCUGUGUCGGGUCCGUGGCCACAGAGUUUGCAUGUUCUUUCCGUGCUUGGUGGGUUUCCUCCGGGUAAUCCAGUUACCGUCCACCUCCCAAAGACAUGCAGAUUAGGUUACUAUAUUUCCUGUUGUAUGAGGAUGAAUGCCUAUGCGUGUGCUCUGCGAUGAAUUGUCACCCUGUCUCGUCAAAGUCUCCUGGGAUAGGCGAUAAAGAAAUGAGCGGCUCAGUACUUUUGAUAAGUAAUGAAUACAUACUACUUUUAGCCUAUAUACUAUGUAUAUUUUAAAAGUUAAUUUGUUUUUUCCCCAAAAGAAAGGACAAGAUGACAAUCUUUUAGAGAUUAUACUAAGCAGGUCAAUACAUAUGGUAAACCUGUUGUGCCAACAAUAUAGACAUGGUGACUGCCAUUUUUGGAAGAUUGUCAUCUCCUUGGGCUUUCCUUUUCCAGGUUGUAUUUUUGACAAAACUUGGGAGACGUUCGUGGGUGGACAUUACCCUACAUUGAUUUAAACUAUGUGAACCAUGUGAACCAGAUUUGCAGACGUAUCAGUGCAUGCAAUUGCCUUAACUAUUUAUGAUAUAAAGAGGGGCCAAAAAAUCUAUACACACUUCAUCAGUUGUUAUAUAUGCUCUUUUUUAAACUUUAAUUGGAUUAUGACAGCAAUGUGUAAUAUUAUGUUUCCUCUGAAGAUGUCAGUAGUCACACCAUCGUUGAUGCUAUCACGCCUUCUGACCGUUAUAAGGGAGGCAUAUAAUUUUCAUGUUAAGGUCUGCAUGCUUUUUAGGGGGGGAACCUCUGUAUUAACAUUUUAACUACAACAUUGAUAUAUAGCUGUAGUGAUGGCAGCUUUCUGAAGUCUGCUUACACUGCAUCUUACACGUUUAAAUUCUUGCCAGUUUUUAAUUUCUAUCUUUUAUUGGUACUGUUAAAAAUGGAAAAUGAGGAAGAUAAAGGGUCUGUUUGCAUUAAGGUUUGUUUUACUGAAUUAAACUUUAGAAACAGGUAUGAAUUGAAUGGAUGAUACACAAAGGGCAAUUUUAGUCUGCUUGCUACAGUUAUUUAUGAGACACUUUAGAAAUUAUGCUUUCUGGCUUCUCAGAUAAAGCAACAUUUAGACCAAACACAAAUAAACCUUAAAAAAAAGCCACAGAAGGACAUGUGAACUGUAAAGUUGCUGCUGAUAAUGUUGUAUUAAAUUUAUCAGGUUGAAGUCCACCCCUGUGAAUUUGCAAACCUUUUCCUCUGGGUUACUGAGAUAAUAGAAGAUAAUACAGAGAACUGUUGGUAAAAUUCAGGGUAUUAUGUCCUAUUUUUCCUUUUAGCAUAGAGGCGUCUUAGUCACCACCAUACACUAGGAUUCUUCUAGUCAGAUUGUCUUUAUCUCUGCCUGCUUGGGUCUUUUUCUCAGCAAUGUUGAUAACUUUGUCAAAGACAUGUUCCUAGUACUACAGCAAGGAACCUGACAAACUAGAUUUCAACUUAAUUAUGGUCCUUCUGUUAACUUUUGUGCUGUCCUUUCAAAUGUUUUUGUUUCAUUCCACAUUUAACAUGAGCUUCAUUCCUGCUUGAAAUCAUUUUACUUUUAUGUACCUUGCCAAGUCAAUUGACUGGUGUAUUAACAACUCAUCACUGUAGUCUUUUGCUGACAAUUCUAUUUAUACCUGUCCAAUUUAACAAAAUCCUGGCUGAGUAUUUGUCACUGGCGUAGUACUGUACUGUUGUGCAAGAGUGAAUGCCUGUGAAUUGUGUAAAAAUGUUGUCAUCAAACACCUGCAUGAACCUGUGAUCUGAGCUCACUUUGGUCUUAACUCAGCUUUUGUGGAGGUCUGUUUUGUCUUCUUUACAUCACUUGCGGCUCUCACUAGGCCCACUUCUACCCUAAUGCAAAGGAAAAGCACUUAACGCCAGACUUGCAAAGAAAGAGAAUACACCUGCAAUGUAAACCAACAAAUGUGAAGUUAAUGCUUGUUUUACAACAAGAUCUUGGAUCUUUUUUUAGCUCAAUUAACACAACGAUGUUCUCAGUUCAUAUGCUUUCUGAGCAGAGUACCUGCCUUUGUUCUUACAACCAUACUUUUUUUUUUUUUCAUCUCUUUGUGAGGGUUGAAUUGAUAGUAGCUUUAGUGUGUAUAGGUUUUGUAAUUCACUGUAAAAAAGAAAAAAAAAAAAUUUAUGCAUUAAAGCACUUUUCCACCUUUGUAUGCAUGUAUAAGUGCAUACAGGUCCUUUAUGCUCUGUAAUGUACAUAUUGUAUGUAUUGGCUUAUUCUCUUUCCUCUGUCUCCCUUUACUGUAUGUCAAGCAUGGGCUUUAACUGAUCGAAGGGGUUUGAUAAAAAUCAUGUACACGGGGGGAAACGGCUGGAUAUGUAGGUCAUUUUUAAGCAUAAUAAAGGUUUAAGAACUA
This is a messenger RNA of Clarias gariepinus (North African catfish), 5091 nucleotides long. RefSeq names its product splA/ryanodine receptor domain and SOCS box containing 3a (gene spsb3a). The transcript has 7 exons. Gene Ontology annotation, molecular function: protein binding. The record is from RefSeq and is a predicted model, not a curated record. Bases 148 to 1230 code for a protein of 360 amino acids. Gene Ontology annotation, biological process: proteasome-mediated ubiquitin-dependent protein catabolic process. Lineage: Eukaryota; Metazoa; Chordata; Actinopteri; Siluriformes; Clariidae. Gene Ontology annotation, cellular component: SCF ubiquitin ligase complex.